ACAUACGAUGUACUUGUGGACUCACUGCGAGCACGGAUCAAAUAAAAACAAUGUACUAAUGACAGAUGUUUUAUAUCUUUUUUAUUAAUUUCAUUAAGAUUGAAGUUUAGAGUAAGUCGGGUUGCAAAGUUGGUCGUCACAUUUAGGCAGCAUAUAGGCCUGAAGUCUGAACGCCAUUGCCAUGAGUUUCAUCAACAGUAUGGAUGGGACGAUUUCAGCUAAACUAAGCAGGUCACAGUACUUGUGAGUCAUCAACACUAGUGUCUCAGGAACCUUUGGUGAGUCCUCCACUUAGUAUCGCUGUGUAAAUAUCCAGCUUCUAAUAAUCCCUCUACCUAACCUCAGAGCAGUGGUAUUAUGACUGAUCCAAAAUGCAAAGAAAAGGAUGCCCCUAACAGCCUGUCCAAUAGAGAUGCCAUUGAACUUCCUGAUGAUCUGUCUUUAAGCGACUCUGAUUCUGAUGAGCCCACAGAGCAUUUUAGCAGAAAGGUUGAGGACUUGUCUUCCUCGGAAGAGGAAGAAGAUGCUCGGCCUCGCCUGCCUGUUCCUCAGUACAAUCCCACCUUCAGACUGACAGGUGGGAGCUCUGGUUUCUGUGAUCGUAGCAAGGACAUCUUCACACAGUUGGAUAGUGCUGCAAAGCUCACUUCUAAACAGCUAGGUGAAGACAACAUUCUUGAUGGUAUGUUUGCGCGUCCUGCUCCACCGUCACCUCCAGAUGUAGCUCAAGGGAAGUGUGAUGUUGACCCAGAGGCAACCAAAACACAACCUUUGGGUAAAAAGCUCCCAAACUAUCUUGCACAUCCUGAGCGCUGGACCCACUACAGCCUUGAAGAUAUCCCUGAAACCAUUGACCAGGUGGCUCCUCAGGACAUACAAGGGCUUCAAGAAAGCAAGAGGUCUCAGAAUGCCGUGUUGGAGACUUUUACUCCAGCUUUCAAUCAGGAUCAUGCCAGCAGCUAUGAUAACAAGAUUGUGUUCACUAAACCCAAGAGCAAAGAUCAAAGCAGGAACAAACUUGACCAUCUUAGCAAGGAAGAGGUUGGACUUAAACACUUGGAUGAUGGACAAGAUAAUGAAGAAGGAGAGUCUACACCUCUUCAUCACCUUGGCUCAUGGAAGAAUGAAGAGAAGAAAAGGAAGUGGUUUCCUGAGAAAGAGAAGGAAGAGGAAGACAAAAAGGUGACCAGUGUUGUCUUCAACAGUGGCAGGAAAUUAAACCGCAAACGUUUUCGUAAAACAAUUGAGGAUGAGGAAGGCGCAGAGUGAACUUUAAUCCUUAAAAACUUGUUUUUAUGUUUGUAUGGACAUGAAACCUCCCAUUAUUUUGUAUUACCAAUAUUGUUUUUGGCAUUUCUGGGUUAAUGGCUCAAUGAAAAUGAUCAAGUAAUAAAUUACUGACUUCACAAAGUAUCCUUUGCAUAAAUUAGCUGUCACUUGUCUGCAGUGGUAUCAGUGUUUUAGUGUAUGCAAAACUAUUCUGAAGUACUGUGUCAGUUUUUAUGAUCACUUUUCAUAAACUCAAUUAUGUAUGUACUUUAAGAUGAUAUUAAACAACGGUCCAGUGUCUUGACAUGACAGUAAACGUAUAAAGCUCAAUGUUUUGCAUGCCCAUAUUUGUAUGAAUGAUGAGCGAUGCAAAUAAGGAGAUUAAUUACAGCACAAAUAAUACUGUAUCCAGAUCACAGACAAGUCUGUAACCUCUGGAAAAUAUGAAGCACUUAAAUGACUUAAUUACUUAAAGCUCAAUCAACAGCAUUUGUGGCAUGUUGAUUACCACAGAAUUAAUUUUGACUUGUCCCUCCUUUUCUUUAAAAA
This is a messenger RNA of Xyrauchen texanus (razorback sucker), 1818 nucleotides long. Its product is annotated as protein TSSC4-like. The transcript has 4 exons. NCBI's taxonomy places the organism in Eukaryota, Metazoa, Chordata, Actinopteri, Cypriniformes, Catostomidae. The coding region runs from base 358 to 1269 and encodes 303 amino acids. The record is from RefSeq and is a predicted model, not a curated record.